UAGUGCUAAACACCACGUCCAUAGUUACGUUUAACGUCUUGCCGGUGCCGGUAGUGUUCCGUCUCGCGGCCCACGAGAGCGGUUUGAAUUUUUGUGUUAACGCGGUCCACGUAAAAUCGAACUCUCAUAAUUGUACGUUCGCGGAAAAACAAUUCGUGCGGUUUUUCUUACGAAACUCUACCGCCCUGAGAUAAGUACAUUUGAUUUAUUUUUGUUCGUUUUUUCUCUCGUCUUUUCGUAUACGCUCGAACGAAAUGUGUUUAAAUUUCGCGAAUCGGUUCGUCGGCGGAUAACCCCGACGUGGGUGUCGCUUGAAAAAUAUUAAUCGACCGCGUGAAAUCGGAAUAUUUAAUCACUCCGUCGGUCAUUAUUUAUUAUUAUUAUUUUUUUUUCGUUCGCUCGUAUGCGUGAAAAUCUUAACUGCCCGACCGCGCUGUCUCACACCGUCAAGCUGGACACCUCGUUAGCGAUCCGAAUGCGGCAGCGGAACGGUCUGGCCGCCGGCGCCGGUAAACGGUUGGCCAAGCGGUCCAUCAUCGGCACGCGUGUCUGCGCGCCGGCCGGCGAUGACGGUAAGCUGUGCGCCGGCAUCAUAGCCGCGGUCAAGACGGCCGCGGACGGCUCCGAGACCGGCUAUUCGAUCAGGUUCGACGACGGGACUGCGUGCCGACGCGAGUACCGGGCCACCGAGCUGGUCGGCCCGGGUUUUCAGACGCUGUCCGAUUUGCGGCUGAUGGCCGGGCAACGGGUGUAUAUCACGUUCAACGGUCGCGAGAUAUCCGGCGACGUGGUCGUCCACAGACCGGACACGGAGGAAGUACGUGUUUCCAUCACGCCACCGGGACACGAAUGUUCCAUUGAAGUAAUAAAGAAAUUGGACGACGUGCGUGUAUUGGAGUCCAGAAAAUCGGCACGUCUUAUGGAUCAAACUACAGAUUUUGCCAGGUUGGCUGACAUGUCUGAUAGGAAACGUAGUUCAUCCUCUCAGAAUGCUGUUGAAAUUAGCGGAUCACGCAAACGUCGACCUAGCAGUAGCCAAGAUCAGGACGAAUCCCGCGAAGAGGAAAUGAAAGAUGAAGAGGACGAUAAUGAGCCAAAAGAGGAAGAAAUGACAGAAUGCACCGCGGCCUUGGUUUUGAUGAGUUUGUCAUGCAGUCCCCACUCACCAUCUAUACAAGGUUGGUAUUCAGAUUUUGUGUAAUUUUUUUUUUUUUCAUCGGUCGCGUAUGCGU
Sipha flava (yellow sugarcane aphid) is the source of this 1232-nucleotide messenger RNA. RefSeq names its product zinc finger protein 395-like. Gene Ontology annotation, cellular component: nucleus. Gene Ontology annotation, biological process: regulation of transcription by RNA polymerase II. Lineage: Eukaryota; Metazoa; Arthropoda; Insecta; Hemiptera; Aphididae. The coding region runs from base 404 to 1201 and encodes 265 amino acids. The transcript has 3 exons. Gene Ontology annotation, molecular function: DNA-binding transcription factor activity; RNA polymerase II cis-regulatory region sequence-specific DNA binding. The record is from RefSeq and is a predicted model, not a curated record.